CUCCUCCUGCCUGGUUAUUGGUUAAUCUAAGCUGAGGGGGCGGAGGUCUGAAGGAGCUCUUGAUGGGUUGGUGUGAGAAGAAGGAAAAAGAGGAGCUGAGCUGAUUUAGACGGGUUGUAAAAGGGGCUGCCUGACGCAACUGAGUGGCCGGCGAAACAGGCGAGGUUUGCUGUUUUCCUAUAGCCAGCGUGGGGGCGAGCUAUGAAAAAGGGAGGGCGAGGAUCAUGGACAGCAACAUCAAUAUCCAUGAGCUCCGGCACUGCUUGGCUGAAGCAGGACAAAGUCACCUUCUUCAAUUUUGGGAAGAAUUAAAUGAACUAGAAAAACAAGAACUAUAUAAAGAAUUAAACACCAUGGAUCUCAAGGAGUUGGAUCAGGCUUUCAAAAAAGCCAUGUUAGAUAGUGGCCAUUUACCAGGGGAGGAAAGCAUGGAUGCAAAGAUGGAACCUGUGCCACGUGAGGUUCUUGGGAGUACAACACGGGACCAAGCUCAGUUGCCAGUAUGGGAGGAAGAAGGUCUCCGACAGAUUUCUCAGAGCAAAGUUGCUGUUCUCCUGCUAGCUGGGGGACAAGGGACAAGGCUUGGUGUCUCGUAUCCCAAAGGAAUGUAUGAUGUCGGGUUACUCUCCCAUAAAACUCUGUUCCAGAUCCAGGCAGAGCGUAUUUUAAAACUGCAGCAGCUAGCUGAAAAGCAACAUGACCUUCAGUGUGUUAUUCCAUGGUAUAUAAUGACCAGUGGCAGGACAAUAGAAUUGACUAAGGAAUUUUUUUUAAAACACAAAUACUUUGGUUUGAAGAAGGAGAAUGUAAUCUUUUUCAAACAAGGGAUGCUACCUGCCAUGGACUUCGGUGGGAAAAUUUUCUUGGAAGAAAAGGGCAAAGUUUCUAUGGCCCCAGAUGGCAAUGGGGGUCUGUACCGAGCUUUAGGGGCUCAUCAUAUCAUAGAGGACAUGGAACAUCGAGGAAUUGGCAGCAUACAUGUCUAUUGUGUGGAUAAUAUUUUGGUAAAAGUUGCUGACCCUCGGUUCAUUGGUUUUUGUAUACAGAAAGGAGCAGACUGUGGAGCCAAGGUUGUCGAAAAAACUAACCCGACAGAACCAGUCGGAGUGGUGUGCCAAGUAGAUGGUGUUUACAAAGUGGUGGAAUACAGCGAGAUUUCUCUGGCCACAGCCCAGAAAAGAUGUUCUGAUGGCCGAUUACUUUUUAAUGCUGGCAACAUUGCCAAUCACUACUUCACAAUGGAGUUUUUAAAAAACGUUGUCAAUGAUUACGAACCUCAGCUGCAACAUCACAUAGCUCAGAAAAAAGUCCCAUAUGUAGAUAUGACCACAGGAAAAGCUCUGAAGCCUGACAAACCAAAUGGAAUUAAAAUGGAAAAAUUUGUAUUUGACAUCUUCCAGUUUGCUAAGAACUUUGUGGUUUAUGAAGUGCUGCGAGAAGAUGAAUUUUCCCCUUUGAAAAAUGCUGACAGCCAAAAUGGCAAGGACAACCCCACCACUGCGAGACACUCCUUGAUGUCACUGCAUCACUGUUGGGUUCUCAAUGCUGGUGGACACUUUGUGGAUGAAAAUGGAACACGCCUGCCAGCUAUUCCCUGCAACACAAAUGGAAGGUCAGAUGUGAUCCAAGCUGAUGCCAAUCACAAUUUGAAGGAUGCAAAUGACUUGCCCGUUCAGUGUGAGAUUUCUCCUCUUGUGUCCUAUGGGGGUGAAGGAUUGGUGGAGUUGGUCAAAAACAAAGAAUUCCAUGCUCCUUUGAUUAUUGACCAAAGUGGGAUCCAUGAGCUAGUGAAGAAUGGUGCCUGAAAUGUCCAGGAAUGAUCAUCUUUCUAGUCCGGGAUUUUAUGACUCUUUCAUGUCGGACUGAGUAUUUAAACAAAGGUUUCACUAGCAUCUUGAAGAAUUUUCACUCAAACUGAGUUUCCUUAAAAAUCAGUAGGAGGCUACAAAUAAGAACUGCAACAUGACUUCAUCUUGAAAUCCUGGAUACAACUAUUUAUAUAAUUCUUAAUGUUUUAAAUGGUUACUGUUUCAAAUUGCAGCACAUAUUUCGUCACAUGCUGCAGUUUGAAGACAUCAGAAUUUUCUUCCAAAUCCUUUAUUACACCUGUAAAUGGUCUAAGUGGUACGAAGGUUGGAAUGCUUAUAUGAAUUCUUAUUUUUCAGUUUGAUUUUUGCAUUUGGUACCUAUGCUUUACAAACAAUUAUAUCUUGCUGGAAUUGCACAAUUGAAACACUAAAAAAUUAGUACAACUGAAUUAAAAUGUUUUCCUAACAUAA
Molecule: messenger RNA, 2279 nt
Organism: Crotalus tigris (Tiger rattlesnake)
Lineage: Eukaryota; Metazoa; Chordata; Lepidosauria; Squamata; Viperidae
Gene: UAP1
Product: UDP-N-acetylglucosamine pyrophosphorylase 1
Exons: 11
Coding region: 225-1805 (526 amino acids)
Biological process (GO): UDP-N-acetylglucosamine biosynthetic process
Molecular function (GO): UDP-N-acetylglucosamine diphosphorylase activity
Source: RefSeq, a predicted model, not a curated record